Molecule: messenger RNA, 4788 nt
Organism: Aedes aegypti (yellow fever mosquito)
Lineage: Eukaryota; Metazoa; Arthropoda; Insecta; Diptera; Culicidae
Product: potassium voltage-gated channel subfamily KQT member 2
Exons: 10
Coding region: 1534-4416 (960 amino acids)
Biological process (GO): potassium ion transport; transmembrane transport
Cellular component (GO): membrane
Molecular function (GO): voltage-gated potassium channel activity
Source: RefSeq, a predicted model, not a curated record
UUCACCACGAACUGUCGAAGAUGAAGAGACCAUGUCGGACGAUCGCUACCAUCGACUGCACUGGGAAGCCCUGCGGUUGAACUGCUGUAGUGUGCGAGGGUAGAGGUAGUGUGGUGAGGAUUAAGGGGUGAUCGAAGCUGUCCACGGGUCGCGGAGUUCGAACUUGCCCUACUUUCGUUGGAUGGCGCGCGAUUAUAGAUAGUGGCGAUAUGAAACCUUUGACGAAGAAAUUGUUUCAUCUGGAUGUUCGAAAGGAUUUGCGUCUUAGGAUCAAAGAGUUUGCAGAAUUGCCCUAAUUUGAUGGAAUUUCGUUGCAAACCAAACAAGCGAAAGGGCACAGUGAAAAGUGAUUUGAAUUUUCAGCGUUUGUGACGUCACAUAAUCCGUUCCAGUAGUGAAGUUCAGAUUUUCGCGUUCUCGUCUAUAUUUGCGGUCUCGUGUUUGGUGUACCACGGGAAAACCCGGAAAAGUGAAAAGAUCCUCGUGUGGUUCGAAUAAAAGCAAUAUUUCUACAAUUCUCGUUUCACUUGGUGUCUAGAUAGAUAAGGAAAAAAAGGAGUUCCAAGGAAAUCCCAUUACUCGUUAUAGUAGUGUAUCGAAGUAGAAUCACGUCAAAGCAAACGUGAAAGUUCAUCAACUAUUCGCACAGUAUCUACGGAGUGGAAAACCUGAAGCGUAAAAUUGUAAGCCAAUUGUGAUGAUUUACAACAAAAAGUGAAAAAAGGAAAAGAAACGGAAGAAAAAUUGAUUUCACCGUUCGGGAACAAAGGAAUCCAAGCGAGCCGUUGUGAAGUUCAUUUUUUUCCUUCAAUCGAAGUAGACCGGUUGCUGAGUAGUAGUGAUUCGAAUCGAAAGUAAUUAUUCACGAUUGAGUGAGUGGGUGAGUGAGUGAGCUCAGAGGCUGGAUAAAGUUUCGAAGCGGAAUCGACCGAGAAACUCGGGGAGGACGACCGGAAGUGAUGUGUGGCAGCUGUACCGGAGUUUGAUGAUAGUAUGAGCAAUUACGGCAGCCGGGCUCUAAAAUGUAAAAUAGUGGGAACGGUGCUGGUGCAAGCGUUUCGGGAAGUGGAUUCAGUUCCAUCGAUGGGAAACUCUGUCCAAUGUUACAGCGAAGAAGAACUUCGGCGGAGUAAUUCGACGGGAGCUGUGAUACGGUUACUCCACCCACGAGGCGCCAUCGGAAUGAAAUAAAAGUGUGCUGCUCGAAGUUAAUGAAAGAAAAAUAGAGGGGAAAAAACCGUUUCGCGCAUUGCGUUCGCUGCUGAUAAGGUGGAAAAUGGUGACAUUGGUGCUUUCGCGGAACUACUGGAUAAUCGAGUUGUGCGCGGCGGAGUGGUCUGGGGGAAGUGGACCCGUAACCUUGUAUCGGGUGAAGAAAAAGGAUCGAUCGGGAGUGUCGGAGUUGUGUAAUGCCACAACUGGGUCACGGAAGUAGAAGAAGACGAUGGAGAGACAAACUGCGACCGCAACAAUCAACGGAAGGAAGCAAUAAGGGCAGCGGUUUUCGUCCAAUUAGCCGGCAUCCGGGGUCAAAUGUUGUCGGUUGUGCUCAGUGCAACCACGAUAACAAUGAACAGAGACGAGCAGGAGAAUCUCUUUCGGCAGUCACGGAACCUUCGGCUGCAGCAAGAAGCAAAACAGCAACAGCAACUAGUGCUGCACCAACACCAACAACAACAUCAGCAAUACAGCAGUAAACCGCGUCACUAUUCCUAUGGUAACAUCCACCAGAUCAGCAAUCUUCAUAUGCAAGCAUCAAACUCGCGAUCGUUCGGCGAUGAUCGCGGAAGCGGCGGUCACCAGUUUGGAGGCGUUGCGUGUGACGACCUGGUGCUCAGUGUGCUCAAAUCUCCCGUUAAGGAGACGACGAACCUGCUCGGUAGCAGUAGCAUUGGUGGCCAAACGAUCUCCGCCAGUCCAAGCGCCGGGAGCAAUGGACUGGCCACGGGAAUCAACACCGGUGGGACCGGAACGGCCACAACCCAAUCGCCGAGUCCUUGCGCAGGUUAUCAGGCGCUACGUGGCUCGGAGGACGACCUGGUCGACGACAUCGAAUCGGCGAUCGAAACUACCGAGCUGAACGCUGCCAACGCGGCGGCGGAACAACCGUCUUCCUCGCCGCGUGCGUUGAAAUUUCUGAGGCGCUUCCGGACCGGUAAAACGGGGCGCUUCGAGCCGCACCACCGGCGCGUGCCGACUCCGAUGCGUCGGAAGAACCGAAGUCGGUCACGAUCCCGCUCGAAUGCGGACAUCCUCGAUGGGGUGACGACAGGGGAUGAUCCGUGCGAUGUGCUCCCGGGGGACGACGAUCCGUGCGACGUGGUCGGGGACGAAGCGGGGGCCAUCGCGCAGAAGAUUGGCGUUCCCGAUCCGUACUAUCCCAUAGCACUGCCGAUCGACCAAGCGUUCAAAGCCAAAUAUGUUUUCCAUCAUCGCAGGGGUAAAACCGUGCAGGAGCGGUUCUACGUGUUCCUCGAGCAUCCGGUCGGGUGGCUGUGUUUUAUAUAUCAUUUUUCUGUGUUUAUGCUCGUGCUGGUGUGUCUGAUAUUUAGCGUGCUGUCGACGAUCGAGGAGUACAGUAAGUUUGCGAACGAGACCUUAUUCUGGAUGGAGAUCUGCCUGGUGGUGUUCUUCGGCGUGGAAUACCUGGUGCGGCUCUGGUCGGCCGGCUGCCGGUCCAAGUACAUGGGCUUCUGCGGCCGGCUGCGGUUCAUCCGCAAGCCGAUUUGUAUUAUAGAUUUAAUAGUAGUAGUAGCAUCGAUGGUUGUGCUGUCAGUUGGCUCAAAUGGACAAGUGUUCGCCACCAGUGCCAUCCGAGGCAUUCGGUUUCUGCAGAUCCUCCGGAUGUUGCACGUGGACCGGCAGGGUGGCACCUGGCGCCUUCUCGGGUCCGUCGUUUUCAUUCAUCGACAGGAAUUGAUAACGACGCUGUACAUCGGUUUCCUGGGGCUAAUAUUUAGCUCGUAUUUUGUGUACCUAGCGGAAAAGGACGUUACCGGGCCGGAUGGGCGGCAGGACUUUGCCAGUUAUGCUGACGCCCUUUGGUGGGGAGUUAUCACCGUCACGACCAUUGGCUACGGGGACACGGUGCCGCAGACGUGGAUGGGCAAAAUUGUGGCGUCCUGCUUUAGCGUGUUUGCAAUCUCGUUCUUCGCACUUCCGGCGGGCAUCCUCGGAUCAGGCUUCGCGCUCAAAGUCCAACAGAAGCAGCGCCAGAAGCACUUUAACCGCCAGAUACCGGCAGCGGCAAUGCUGAUCCAGUGUCUUUGGCGGUGUUACGCCGCCGAUAAGAGCUUCCAUUCGGACGCCACCUGGCAGAUCUACGUCAAGUCGGACGACCAGAACGCCAACAACUCCAACACCAGCACAGCUCUCCCCGCGCAGCUGGGCAAAACCCUAAUGGUACAGGUGGCGAGACGCGGCGCAUCGGUCCUGAAGCGGCGCAAGUCCCGAAACCGGAUGGAGGCUCCCGGCAUGAAGAACUCGGCAGGAGCGGGAUCUUCGGCGGUGGCAGCAGUAUCGUCCGGUAACACUGGAUCCGGCACGGUUGGUCCACCAUCGGCAACGACGGCGGCCGCAUCCAGUGGGUCCGGAACGGUGGGGACCCCCGGGCCGGGAUCCGGUGUCGGUUCGGCAGCCGCAGCACUGAUAGGAAGCGAGAAUACUCUCAACACUCCGGUAACGCCGGCGGCCGAUUCGGCACUGUCCAAAAGCGAAUCGGACGGAGACGUUGUGUUCUACAUGGAGGAGCCGCGGGCCGCGGGAACGCCAUCGCGAACGCGGAGAAACGAUCCGAACCGGGGUGCAUUCGUUAGCCAAAACAGCUCAGUAACGGAAGCGCCCAGCGACGAAGUGGAAGCGGAACCGGAGGCGGACGAUGAACCGGAACCGGCCCGUGUAACGCAACUGACGGAAGCGCACCGGAACGCCAUCCGGGCGAUCCGAAAAAUCAAGUACUUCGUCGCUCGGCGCAAAUUCCAGCAGGCCCGCAAGCCAUACGAUGUCCGCGAUGUGAUCGAGCAGUACUCCCAGGGUCACCUGAACAUGAUGGUCCGCAUCAAGGAACUGCAACGGCGACUGGACCAAACCCUCGGAAAACCGGGCAGCUAUCUGGCCGGAAUCGAUCGAGUUGGCAACAUCAAACCAAUGACGGUCGGCGCUCGGCUGUAUCGCGUCGAACAGCAACUAUCUGUGAUGGAUAAGAAAUUAGAUCAAUUAACCCAUGCCAUUAACUCAAUGACGAUGCAGCAGAAGAUGAUAUUACCCCCAAUGCAGUCGCAAAUGUUCCAACAGCAACAGCAGCAUCAGCAACAAAUGGCCGUUGCCCUUAGCCAAUUGCCACCUUUGCAGCUCCCUGCGGCACCCUCGCAAGCGAACUCGCCAACGCCGACCAAAUGCCUCGAAGAUGAUGUAUAAUAUUGGUUCUAAGUUCCCCUCUCCUAUCAUCCUGUCUAAUCCUCCUUCAAACUAUGUAGCAAAGCAACAGAAACUCACGUAGGGGUUUCAGAUAUCAGCAUCUCUAAAGUAGGGAGACAAGAUGCGACCGAUAAGCAGCAGAGACCUAGAAACAUAAGACACAGUGAGAACGUGUGAGAGAUAGCAGUUAAGUAAGCAAAUUCAGUCUCUAGUAGUAAUAGUUAAUUAAAGAAAGUGGUUUUUAACAAAUUCAACUCUUAAUAUUAACAUAAAAGAAUAGUAGCAAUUUAAGAGUGGGAGAUGAACAGAGAAGAGCAAGAUGCAUUUAAUACCAAAAAAAUACUUUAAUAAAUUACAAGUUAAGUAAACUAA